Molecule: messenger RNA, 993 nt
Organism: Aaosphaeria arxii CBS 175.79
Lineage: Eukaryota; Fungi; Ascomycota; Dothideomycetes; Pleosporales
Product: HET-domain-containing protein
Exons: 1
Source: RefSeq, a predicted model, not a curated record
AUGUACAACAUUAUCGUUGAAACCGUCCCGAUAGAACGAUUCGUCUACCGCCCAAUUGACCUGACACGGAAAUCGAUACGGCUCCUUCGAAUAAUCCGCGGCGAUUGCGGCCUUAUCAAAUGCGAGCUCUUUGACGCGUGGCUAGAAGACGAUGGAGGUAUAAUAGAAUACGAAGCACUGUCGUACACCUGGGGCGGUUCAGAAAAGCUGCACAUGGUCAUAAUUAACGACAAACCGUUUCAAGUCACAGCAAAUCUAUCACAAGCACUACAAGAUCUGCGAAACCCGGACAAGGAUCGGAUUCUCUGGAUUGAUGCAAUCUGUAUUGAUCAGGACAACGACCCGGAAAGGGGACAUCAAGUGCAGCAGAUGUCAUUGAUCUAUAAGAGAGCUGAUCGCGUCAUCGUUUGGUUAGGACCUUCUAGCUCGUCUACAGGUCGGGCCUUCGAUCACAUGCAAAGGCUGGAGGAGAAAGCAGCCGACUAUGCGUACAACAACUGGACGACGUCAGACGAGCGAUGGCUGGAGAUUUGGAAUAAACUCCACUCCGAUAUGGCCAUCGAACCGAGCUCAAUUCUCCCCUUUAUACGAAGCGAUCUUGCAAGCCUGCUACGACGGCCAUGGUUUGAGCGGGUCUGGAUCAUACAAGAAGUGGCGAAUGCGAAAUCUGGAAGAGUCGUCUGUGGCGAUAGAUCGGUUUCUAUACGCAUAUUCGCCGUGUUCCCGACGUUGAUGGACAUCGCACUCGACGUGCAAUGCCAAAGUAUCAUAGAUGUCAUGCCGGGCUCGACACGGAAAUAUUCUUGGUGGGCAAAGAAGCACGAUCUCCACACCUUGCUGGUCAAAUUCCGUGGAAGCAAGGCGUCUGAUCCGCGAGACAAGAUAUAUGCACUUCUCGGUAUUUCGUCAGAUAUCAGUGGCAUGGAUACUCUCACAGCAGACUACGAGAAAUCACUGCAGGAGAUCAUCCACGACACCGCGUUCUACCUCCUU